Notodromas monacha is the source of this 1284-nucleotide messenger RNA. NCBI's taxonomy places the organism in Eukaryota, Metazoa, Arthropoda, Ostracoda, Podocopida, Cyprididae. The record is from the annotation of a GenBank genome assembly.
GGCAGGUGAUUGAAAAAAAUGGUCACGCGCGAAUUCCGUCACUCGGGGCAUGUAGAAGUCCUGGGCAAGGAUUUGUGGGGAUUGCGAAACCUGAAUGUGACCACAGACGCACGCCUCAUGAGUGGCACAGAAUGUUUUCCAGUCCACAGUUGCGUUCUAGCCUGCAAUUCUCCGUAUUUGGAACACUUUUUCCAAACCCAAACGUCGACGAACCCGGUGUUCGUGUUGCCCAACGCAGAACCGAAAUCUGUCAUGCACCUUUUAGAAUUCAUGUAUACGGGCGAAACUCGAGUAGAAGUGGAUCAGCUGGCUGAAUUUGGUGAAUUGGCAAACCUGCUGGAUGUUCGAAUAUUGAAAGAACUGUGGCCACUGGAAUCGAUCGAGGUUAAAAAAGAGAUUAGCGAUGCUGAAGAUAUGAACAUGACCUCAUCACCGCCGCCGAAGAACCGGCCCAGGGGUGGGCCAAAGAGCAAGCGGAACCCCGUAGAUUUUUAUCCAGGAGAGGAUUCGAGUGUGGAUUUCGACGUUCUCGAGAACACUGCCGAGGUUUCUACGUUGGCGUCAAGCAGUUCUAAUGCGGACCAUGAUAUAUUAGCAGCGUUUGCUAAAUCAUCUGAAAAUGAAGUCGCUGUACCAGAUGACAUGAAAUUUUUGUAUAGUGAAGAAUCUGCUGCUGUCGCAGUUCCGGUGGACAGAUUGGCUAUGGAUGUUCCCCCUCAAUUUGACGUGGUGAGGAAACCGUCUCAAAAAUUGGCUUUGCGUAUCUAUAAUCAGCUUGAGAAGGAGAAUUACAUCUAUAUGGAAAUCAUGAAGACUCAAAAAGGAUAUUACAAAUUAGCCUAUAAAGGUUACGUCUACCGCAAGCACAAAAAUUAUGUUGAUCGGGUAUCAUGGCGUUGUGAGCAGCGGAACUGCAAAGGACGUGCUACAACACCCAUGGAUUUCGAAGAAUAUCAAGGAAGAGAUGUUGUUACGGUAACUCAACUACAUUCACACCCUGCUUCAGCAGUUAGAGUCGAAGUGCUUAUGGCCCGAACGAAAGCUUUAAAUGCUGCGACAGGAGACCAAGCUCCCGAGGAAAUUGUUGCCAAUGCAGUUGCGGGUCUUUCUGAAGAAGCACUCAGUGAAAUUGGCUCAGGCCGGGGUUUCAUUCAGGCAAUUAAACGCAAGAGGAAAUUAAUGCAGGGCCCAGCUUGUGAGGAGGGAUUCAGUACUGCAGCAUCAACUGACGAUACCAAUGCUGUGAUGAGAUGCGUGAAUCCCAAAGGAAAGAUGAUCCUGUAG